Molecule: messenger RNA, 969 nt
Organism: Protobothrops mucrosquamatus (brown spotted pit viper)
Lineage: Eukaryota; Metazoa; Chordata; Lepidosauria; Squamata; Viperidae
Gene: GUK1
Product: guanylate kinase 1
Exons: 8
Coding region: 139-774 (211 amino acids)
Biological process (GO): purine nucleotide metabolic process
Cellular component (GO): cytosol
Molecular function (GO): GMP kinase activity
Source: RefSeq, a predicted model, not a curated record
GGCUGCCUUUCAGCGCGGCCGGAACGUAUAGUGUUCCCGUGUAGGAGGCGGAGCUUGCAUGGGGCGGCGGGGCCCGGUCAUGGCCCGCCCCGUCUCUUUGAGUCAUCCUUCCCGGACGCGGCUCCGGUUUGUUUCCUCAUGCGGUGGCGGCACUUCUUGUGCGCUGCAAUUUCAGUUAUGAAAGGACCAAGGCCAGUUGUACUGAGCGGCCCAUCGGGCGCGGGAAAAAGCACUUUAUUGAAGAAACUUCUCAGAGAUUAUGACAACGUCUUCGGCUUCAGCGUCUCCCACACUACAAGGCAGCCACGACCUGGGGAAGUCAACGGAAAAGAUUACCACUUUGUGACCAGGGGAGAGAUGCAGAAGGAGGUUGAUGCGGGAGAAUUUGUGGAACAUGCAGAAUUUUCGGGCAACAUGUACGGAACAAGCAAAGCUGCCAUCCAGGCUGUCCAAGCUCAGAAUCAGAUCUGCAUCCUUGAUAUUGACCUUCAAGGCGUGAGGAACAUCAAGAAGACAGACCUGAAUCCCAUCUACAUCUCUGUUCAAGUCCCCUCCAUAGAGAUCCUGGAGAAACGGUUAAGGGAGAGACAGACCGAGACGGAGGAAAGUUUACAGAAGCGGCUGCAAGCGGCUGCCACUGACAUGGAACUCAGUAAGGAGGCGGGCCUUUUCGACAUGAUCAUCAUCAAUGAUGAUUUGGAGGAAGCUUAUAUGAAACUGAAAAACAUUCUGGCCGAGGAGAUCGAGAAAGUGCAAGAAUCGAAAAAAACAUGAAAUUUCCCGACGGUGGAGACCUACUUGAGCUUUGCAGUCAUUCCUCAAUGUGAUUCACUGUGCUUAUUGUGCUGCGUUUGAGAAAAAAAUCCGUAAAUCCAUCCACGUACUCAUACAUUCCUUUUUAGCUGGGCUUCUUCCGUGAAAUCCUUCUUCGACACUUUCUAUUAAAGGAGAAAAGAUCUCCUCCGGUUA